CGACACCAAGAGCAGCAGCAGCAGCAGCAGUCGGGAGACAAGGAAGGAGCUCAGCAUAACAAUCAAUGGCGGUGGGAAAGAGAUGGCCCCGAAGCUAAAUUGCCGCAGGCUGCUAUGUCUCCCACUGCGCCUUUCUCCGAAGGCGAGUUUUCUCUUUAAUUGAUUGUUCGUUUGAGUUUGUUCGUAGUUUGUGGCGAUUUAGCUGGUGAUUUUGUUGUAGCGUUGUUCUGUUAGUGUGAAUUGGUUGUGUAAUGUGGUUAAUUUAUGAGAAUUGAUAGUUGAAAUUAGGCUAAUUAAUCGAAGGUGAUUUUGUUUCAUCGAUUUAUCUAUGGAAAUAAGAGGUUUUGCAGAGAUUGAACAAAGCAUCAGAAUGUAGGAGCUAGCUUAAUCUUAAGCCUAAGAUUAUAUUACUGUUGUUUCGCUUAAGAUUUAGGAUGCUGCUUGUAGAGAGGUUCAUUUCUAUUUUAAGAGAGCAAUCUGUAUUACCUGCCAACUGUUUGAUAAAAGAUUACACAGUGACUGACGGCAGUAAACGAGGAUAAGGCACGCACACCACUUGCUCGAUGAAUUGACUGGAAGAUAACUAUGGAUAAAAGAACAGGUCAAGGACGUGAUGCUCCCCGAUCCUAUUACCAGAACCAGAGGAUGGAUCCCCGCAUGCCAGUGGAGAGACAGGGUGGAGGAGAUCCUAGAUCUCAGUCCCAUGAAGAGGAUAUGGAUAUAGGCUAUGAAGAUAAUCGUAUGCCGCCGACUUUGGAAGGUCUUGAACAGAGAUUUGUGGAUGAUAUCAUGAAACUGAGCAAAGAACAAACUGAUGCAGAGGAUGCUGAAAAUGCUAGGCAUAGAGAGAGAAUAAACGCAAUCAAUGUCAAAUACGAAGAGCAGUUAUUCGCCCUCCGAGCCAAGCACGUUGGCCGGAGAGACGAGUUUCUCCGGAGAGAAUCUCAAGCAAGGCACCAGCAAUACCAGCAAAUCGUCAUGGAUCAGUAUCCCGCCAGUGGAGCCGGUGGCCCUAGUACCGACCCUCGAGGUGCCAACGCAGGAUUGGGUGGCGAAUCACACCGCUCUUACAACUCAGACUCGUACGACUCUUACAGAGAACGGGGGCCCCGAUACCCUGCCAAUGCUAGGGAACACGGAUACGAGGCUAAAGCUCCAUACCCGAGGGGGCGCGCCUACGAAUCGGCCUCCCGUUAUUACUGAGUAGGUGUUUCCCGAUCCGGCAUAGCUUUGUAUUGGUAGUUGAGCUACUGAAAUCUGGAAUGACUUGCCACUUUCAUAUUUUGGUGGAUCUGAUCAUUUUACA
Salvia hispanica is the source of this 1306-nucleotide messenger RNA. Lineage: Eukaryota; Viridiplantae; Streptophyta; Magnoliopsida; Lamiales; Lamiaceae. The record is from RefSeq and is a predicted model, not a curated record.